AUGAGCCAGUCUGUAGGCUUUGAUUGGGGGUUCGUUGGAAAUGGAACGGUAAAUUCAAAUAAUAGCGGCGGGAAUUCUGCCACCGGUACUAGCGCCACUGUAGGGGGCCACAUAGGUCAAAACAAUAAUUAUAAAGUAUCCAAACCUAGGUUAAAAAGACGAUUCACGAACGAUGAAGUGCCACAACAAGCUCACACAACAAGAAGGGUUGCAAAACGAAAGGCGGUUCAUUAUAAUGUUAUUCAGGGUCAACCGCUCCCUGUUUCGAGAGCUAUUGAAAUAAUGGACCGGGAAACUUUGCAAACUACUUUGAUGCAGCUUCUCACACUGCAUCCAGAAAUCCACGACUCAUUUGCUCGAGUUCAACCGAAUACGCAUGAUAUGGACAAGUUGACGGGGUUAUUGGAACGGAAGUUGCAGGCGGUCUACGAUCAUAUUCCGUAUUCUAAGUAUGGAGAUAUGUUAAAUGAUUACGCCUUUGUUAGGACUAAGGCAGCUAUGCUUGAGUUUCUCAACUGUUUGAUCGACUGCCUUUUGGAAUCUAUUCCUCCACGUUCACCGAACUUGAUGCAGUCAUUCAAGUUCUUAGUGUAUGGGACGAGACUUUUGACGCAGGUGCCGCAGUUUGAAACGCAGUCAAAUAACUACUAUAAGAAUAUCUGUUACGAACAAGUGGCUGAGAUCUGGAGUUCUUUGAUUAAACAUGCCUCCGCUGAUAUCAACUUUUUGUCUAGCAAACCGGGCUUAAUGCAUUACCUUGAGGAGUUGAAGCUGCUCAAUAAGCAGACCAAAGGUAAACUAGAUGCAGCGGUGCAUAUAUUCACUUUGGUUGUUGAAGACCAACGUUGCAUACCCGCGGCUGUCCCAGUCGCUGGUGUUGCUGAUCCGGGAUCCGCAGCUGAUGAACUAGGAAACAACAGUAACAUUGUUUGUAAUAACAUUGCUUGA
Messenger RNA from Eremothecium sinecaudum, 948 nucleotides. It is a transcript of the gene STS1, whose product is annotated as Sts1p. NCBI's taxonomy places the organism in Eukaryota, Fungi, Ascomycota, Saccharomycetes, Saccharomycetales, Saccharomycetaceae. Gene Ontology annotation, biological process: proteasome localization; nuclear protein quality control by the ubiquitin-proteasome system. The record is from RefSeq and is a predicted model, not a curated record. The transcript has a single exon. Gene Ontology annotation, cellular component: nucleus. The coding region runs from base 1 to 948 and encodes 315 amino acids.